Molecule: messenger RNA, 2004 nt
Organism: Cyanidioschyzon merolae strain 10D
Lineage: Eukaryota; Rhodophyta; Bangiophyceae; Cyanidiales; Cyanidiaceae
Product: similar to protease
Exons: 1
Coding region: 1-2004 (667 amino acids)
Biological process (GO): proteolysis
Molecular function (GO): protein binding; endopeptidase activity; serine-type peptidase activity
Source: RefSeq, a predicted model, not a curated record
AUGCUUCUAUUCCAGUCUACACUGGUUCGAGUUUAUGUUGUCCGGAGCCCGCCUCGCAACCGACAACUGUGUCUCCGCGCUGACUCGAGUCAAGGACGACACCUCCUGGGAGCACGACCUGCACAGCAGACGACGACGACGACAACAACCACUACAACUACAACUGCUGCGGCGUCGAGACCGAUAACCAAGCUAACAGUAUUGCGAGUACAGCAGCGUUUCUGGGAGCGCCAUGGAAGCGCUCCAGCGCUGGCUUGUUCGCAGAGCCCGUUGCAGCCGCACCUGGGCGUCGGUGCAGAGGCUUGCACCCGGCAACGAAUCUCAGACCUCAAGCCGAGCGUCGGUGAGCGCCUCCAUUCAGCCUAUUAUACACGAUUGCGGCAAGCUGUGGCGGUAGUUAGAAACUGGGUUUGUGUUGCAAGCGCGCUUCUCUUUGUCUACCUGAGUACCAGCGACCAGGUGGCCCUGGCGGCUGCCUCACUCGCCAAUGGCAUGCCUCAAGACCGUCUGGCUCUGGCAACGAGUACGCCCGUUCCAGAUCGCUACCGAAUUCUUUGGGAGCAGGCACUGGACAUCAUCACGAACCUUCACUACCAACCCGGUCAACAUAUCCAUGCAGCCUCGUUAACCAUGCCUUCGCACUUGCCGCCUACGCGUGCGUCCACGAUCCCAUGGGGAUGCUCUCUGGGAACACGUGCCUCGACCUACGAUGCCAUUCGGAUCCGACUCAGUGAAUUGAAUGAUCCCUACUCACGUUUCCUGGAGCCGGAUGAAUUUGAGGCGGAACUGAAUCCUUACCGGCGAGCUCGGAAGCUCAGCGGGGUCGGCAUCAUACCGGAGCGCAGUCCAAAAGGCCACGGCACGCUGCGCGUUAUAGCCGUUAUUCCCGAGUCACCGGCUGAGGAGGCCGGAAUCAACCCCGGCGAUGAACUCGUUAUGAUUGACGAUAUUGUCGUCGAGCCUUCACCUUUGAACCCGAUUCCUGUGACCCCCGAUGAAGCGUUGGCGUUGCUGCGCGGCCCAGCGGGUACGCGGGUUCGUCUCACUGUGCGACAAACGACAAACUCGUUGUCGUACGCUGAUGCAUCGCUGCAAGUAGCGUCAGCGUCCACAGCGCCGACCUCUAUGAUGCGUACAUAUACAUUAACGCGGAGACCGCUUCUGGUAGCUCCGGCUGUCUACGGCCUUGUCGCCGCGGAGCCCACUUUCGGUUACAUUCGCCUCCAUACCUUCAACGCCGAAGCGACACGUAUCGUCUUCGAGGCUCUGAACGCAUUCAAGAAUUCUAGCGAUCGUUCGGCAGCGGCUGGUGUUAUCCUAGACCUGCGCAACUGCCGAGGUGGCGUCUUCCAGGAAGCACUGGUGAUUGCUUCGAUGUUCAUCGCAAACCCCGAUGCCGUACUCGUCUACACCGUCGACAGUCGGGGUAUCGAGCGCGCACACCGGGUGCGUGACCAGUGGAACGGUUGGCCUGAAGCUCCUGCUGCCGCUGCUCGUACUCCUCGUACUCCUCCUGAGACGCUCGGGAGCGCGGCGUCGGCCCGGCAUCCGCUGUACAAUGGCCCACUGGUGGUGCUCGUCAAUGGUGCCUCAGCUUCCAGUAGCGAAGUGCUUGCGAUAGCCUUGCGCGAUCACGGACGAGCAGUGCUGUUGGGCAUGCCAACUUUUGGGAAAGCCCGCAUCCAACACUACUUCCCGCUUUUGGACGGCUCGGCGAUCGCGCUCACUGUCGGGGAGUUUCUCGGCCCGCAGCACGAACGCCUCGCGGACCACGUCGGCUUAGUGCCGCAGGUCUCCUGCAACGCUGCACCCCGGAACUUUGCGCUCCUAGAGAGACACACGCCACCAGAUGCCUGCAUCGCAGAGGCAGCUCAGCUGCUAAGCGAAGAACCCACGGGGUCAUCGGCUACAGAGCCGGUGCCGGUCGGUGGCUCCGUGCGGUCUGCGUUCACAUCCCGAAGCAGGUCCACUGAAACGACACUGUUGCCUCGGAUCCAAACCUGA